AUGGCUCCUCCAGCAGCUAUUGAAGUUCUGGCAACUUCAGACACGCAAGGCAUUGUUAUACCAGAUGCAUUGACCGUCAAUGGUGUUUCUGCUAGGCGUGCGAAGGCGGGAAAGUUAAAUGGAGGAACCGCUGCGUUUACCAGUAGUGAUUUUUUCAAGCAUCCGUCAUCUGGCAAACCUAAAGCGAAAAGAUGGGAUAAUUAUCUGAGUCUUGAGAGUAAAUCUAGAAUGCCAUCCAGUCUGAAAGGUGCGGCAAAAUAUCUCGGUAAACCUGGGUUAAUAUCACUUGGUGGUGGCUUGCCAUGCGCAGAAAACUUCCCAAUAGAAGAGUUGACUAUCAAAGUCCCUUCACCACCUGGGUUCAGUGAAGAAGAAACUAGUAAGACGGGGACAACUGUCACGACAGGCAAGUACGAUGUCUCAAACGGAUCCGGUGCGUACGACUUGUCGAUUGCAUUGAAUUACGGACUGGGAGUCGGCUCCGCGCAGAUGAUUAGAUUCGUGACAGAGCAUACAGAGAUCGUAUGCAAUCCUCCGUAUGAGGACUGGCAAUGUGCUCUCAGUGUGGGAAGUACCUCAUCUUUGGAACAAGCAUACCGAAUUUUCUGCGAAAGAGGUGAUUAUGUCAUAUCAGAAGAAUACACCUUCGCCUCAGCAGUCGAAACCGCUCUUCCAUUAGGUAUCAAAUUCGUAGGAGUUCAAGUGGAUUCCGAGGGUCUCCUCCCAAACUUAAUAGACGAGAUCCUAACAAAUUGGGAUGCCACCGCUCGAAAAGCCCGAAAACCACGAGUUUUGUACACGGUUCCAUCCGGUCAAAACCCUACAGGAGCAACACAAGGCACAGCGCGACGCCAAGCCAUCUACAAAGUAGCACAAAAACACGAUCUGUACAUCUUCGAAGACGAGCCGUACUACUUCCUCCAGAUGCAACCGUAUACAGGGCCCAACUCCCCGCCCGUCCCCGCCCCCAAGACCAACGAGGAAUUCCUCAAGGCGCUCAUCCCGACGUAUCUGAGUAUGGAUACAGACGGGCGAGUCAUGCGUAUGGAUUCGUUCUCGAAAGUCAUCGCGCCUGGCACGAGAGUCGGAUGGGUCACUGCGUCCGAGCAGAUCAUCGAGCGCUUCGUCAGACAUAACGAGUGCUCGAACCAGAACCCAAGUGGGAUUUCACAGCUAGUGCUGUACAAAUUGCUUGAUGAGACAUGGGGCCAUCACGGGUAUUUGCAGUGGUUGAUCCAUUUGAGACUCGAAUACACACGCCGGAGAGACGCACUGCUCGAAGCGUGUGAGAAGUUUCUUCCAAAAGAUAUCGUAUCGUGGAAUCCGCCCGCGGCUGGCAUGUUUCUCUGGAUGAAACUAAACCACAAACUCCACCCCUCGCAGUCCACCAAUAAACCUCUCACCAUCGCCGAGAUGGAAGAUCAAGUAUUCCUCGCCGCCGUCGGGAACGGGGUUCUCAUCUCUCGCGGUUCCUGGUUCACAGCCGAGCGUGAGGGAUUCGAGGCGCAUGAGCUGUUCUUUAGGGCUACGUUUGCGGCUGCUACGGAGGAGAAGAUGGCGGAGGCUAUUUAUCGGUUUGGUGAUGCUGUUAGGGCGUGUUUUGGUGUUAGUAAUGGAGGCGGGGACGUUGAGGCUUAG
Molecule: messenger RNA, 1638 nt
Organism: Glarea lozoyensis ATCC 20868
Lineage: Eukaryota; Fungi; Ascomycota; Leotiomycetes; Helotiales; Helotiaceae
Product: PLP-dependent transferase
Exons: 4
Coding region: 1-1638 (545 amino acids)
Biological process (GO): L-tyrosine biosynthetic process; aromatic amino acid catabolic process
Molecular function (GO): aromatic-amino-acid:2-oxoglutarate transaminase activity; L-2-aminoadipate:2-oxoglutarate transaminase activity; pyridoxal phosphate binding
Source: RefSeq, a predicted model, not a curated record